Molecule: messenger RNA, 1784 nt
Organism: Eutrema salsugineum
Lineage: Eukaryota; Viridiplantae; Streptophyta; Magnoliopsida; Brassicales; Brassicaceae
Product: 4-substituted benzoates-glutamate ligase GH3.12
Exons: 3
Coding region: 42-1784 (580 amino acids)
Cellular component (GO): cytoplasm
Molecular function (GO): acid-amino acid ligase activity
Source: RefSeq, a predicted model, not a curated record
AGAACCUCUUCAUUGAAGUCAACGAGAGAUCAAAACCAAAAAUGAUGAGUUCAAGCUUCGACCUCAGUCACCUGGAAGAGUUAACGUCUAACGCAGAGCAAACACAAGACGAUUUACUGAAGGAGAUACUUACACUUAACGCCAACACAGAGUAUCUCCGACAGUUUCUUCAUGGAAGCUCUGAUAAAACACUUUUCAAGAAAAACGUACCAGUGGUGAGCUAUGAAGAUGUGAAGUCUUAUAUUGAACGUGUUGCGAAUGGAGAGCCUUCAGAUGUUAUUUCGGGUGGUCCCAUUACUAGAUUUAUCAAGAGCACCGGAACUUCAGGGGGUAAACAAAAGAUAUUUCCUAUUAACGAUGAAUACAUUGAGCAGUUGGGAUACGUUUUGAACCUACGCUCUCUCGUAAUAUCCAAGUAUUUCAAUGAGAUCGGUGUCGAGCAAGGAAAGACAAUGGAGUUUCAUUUCAUUAGACCGGAAUCCACAACACCCUCCGGCUUACCCCUUUCACUAGCAUUUGCAAGCUUUUUCAUGAGCGACUACUUCAAAAACCGUCCAUCAAAAUGUAAUUCUGAGUACACAAGCCCCGACCAAGUCAUCUUGUGUCCAGACAGCAAGCAAAGUUUGUAUUGUCAUCUUCUAUGCGGGCUUUGUCAGAGAGACGAGGUUGUGCGAGUUGGUGCUGCUUUUGCUUAUUCUUUGGUCCGAGCAAUAGAUUUUCUUGGAAACUACUGGAAGGAAUUGUGUGGUAACAUCCGAUCAGGUCAUGUAAGCGAGUGGAUCACCAAUCAUAAUUGCAGAAGCUCUGUUUCAGCCAUUCUUGGAGGACCUAAUCCAAUACUGGCAGAUGUGAUUGAACAAGAAUGCAGCCACAAGUCAUGGGAAGGUAUCAUCGCAAGGCUUUGGCCCAAAGCCAAACGUAUCGAAUGCAUUAUUACAGGACAAAUGGGACAAUACAUUCCAAUCUUGGAUUUUUAUUCCAACAAACUUCCUUUAGGUUCCACAAUAUAUGGAUCUUCAGAAAGUCUUUUUGGGAUCAAUGUGGAUCCUUUAUCCAAACCACAAGAUGUUUCUUACACAUUUGUGCCUAACCUCUCCUACUUCGAGUUUCUUCCUGUUGACCAUGAUGGAGACAUGGCCAGCAUUGUUGAUCUUGUGAACGUCAAGUUAGGGUGCUACUAUGAACCUGUGGUCACUAACUAUUUCGGUUUAAACAGAUAUCUGAUUGGAGACAUUCUACAGGUUGUUGGGUUUUACAAUAGUACACCUCAAUUUAGAUUCAUACGCAGAAAGAAUGUGGUUUUAAGCGUCGACAUAGAGGCAACAACCGAAGAGGAUAUUUUAAAGGCGUUAGCUCAUGUGAACCUUCUACUUGAGUCUUCAGAUGUUAUGUUGAUAGGCUUCACAUGCUAUGCAGAUAUCUCUACUUUUCCAGGUCACUACGUUUUCUACUGGGAACUCAAAGCUAGAGGCGUUAACGAUGUUGUUGAAGUUGAUAAAAAAGUAUUUGUGAAGUGUUGCUCUGUAUUAGAGGAAUCAUUUAAUGUUCUCUACAGAAGAUUUAGGGGUCAAAGGGGUCAAGAUGGAUCAAUUGGAGCUCUAGAGAUAAGAGUGGUGCAACAAGGAACAUUCGAUUCUCUCAUGGAAUAUUUCAUCUCCCAAGGUGGUUCGACAACUCAAUACAAGACACCCAUAUGUAUCAACUCUUCUGAAGCCUUAGCGGUUCUUGAAAAUAGGGUUCUUGAUCGAUUCUACAGCGAAAGAUCGCCUUCUCUUGAAACAUAG